UGGGCAAGUUGGUUCGACGUCUGUAGUGUGUCAACCUGUCAACCUCGUUUGGGUCUUGUUUGUCUGUUUCCAAGCUGUCAAGCACUCUGUAAUUGUUCUACGUUUGGAUUUUGAGGCAUUAUCUGUCGUGUCCAGCCAGCAGAGGUAACGCCAUCGCCAUGUCUUACUUUACUCGCAGCAAGAGAGAUGCCAGCAGCAUCGCACCUACAAUGGCCGAAGAACCCCUCAAGAGGGUGAAGGUGGAAAAGAAACCGAAGAAGGACGACAUAGAGAAGGACGUGAAGAAGGAGAGAAUGGAACAGGAGAGAAAGGAGAGAAAGGAAAGAGAGAUGAAGCAGAAGAUCGAGAAGAUCGAGAAGAGGGAAAAGAAGGCAAAGAGAGAGAAGGAGAAGGAGAAGGAGAGGAAGGAGAAGAGGAUGAAGCGGGAGAAGAGGGAACUGGACAAGGAGAGGGAGAGACGGGAGAAGAAGGAGAGGAAAGCCAAGGAGAAGGAGAAGGAGAAGGAGAAGUCCAGCUCGUACUCGCUGUUUGGCGAAGACUCACCUUUGGAAAACAUCAACAACUUCCAGCUCUUGCCGUCCAACCACGAGAAGCCGUACGACUUGAACCACGACUUGAAGUUCCAGCGUCAGCUCAGACUCAUCCAAUUGAGCAACGCCCACCUGUCCAGCAUGGCGCACCCUGACUUCGACUCGCCUGCAUCCUUCGAGGAGUCGGACCUCGACUUAGAGGACGACUUGGAGGAUGAAGACGACCCGCUCUUUGAUCGGUCUUUUGAAGAGAUGGACCUCACCCCGCACUUUGACAUGGACUUUGAACUAGACGGCGACCUCGACUCCGACUACAACGUCAACUUCACGCCGAACGAGAGGUCCAGCUCCCCGUUGUCCGACAUCGACUCUUCGUUCCCGAACGACAGGUUCAAUGUCGCCAUCCCGAUCAUCGACGACGUGAAGACCGGUAUAUCCCAGGUGGACAAUAUCAUCGACCAGUUCAAGUUCGUGCCAAACUACGCCGACACCCACUCUGGCUCUGAGUCCAGCUCCAUCGACCACGUCUCCAACGACAAGACCUUCGAAGGCGGCAAUGCCGGCACUGAUAACAACAAUAACAACGCUCUUGCGAUGAGCAAUAAUGGUGAGCUCGUCUCUGCAGAUGCUCACAAAGACAGUUUUGCAAAUAAUAACGAAUUCAAUGAAAACAAUAACACUUCUAAUAACCACAACCAAACAAAUACCCCAAGUCUUUCUCUUAACCUCAAGCUAAGUAUUCCAACUUCUGCUGCUCCAACAAACGACUCAAACAUUCUUCUCUCACCAUCUUCUUCGUUCAACCUGCUGAAUUUGUCGGAUAGAGCUCCAAACUCCAGGAAGCAGCAGACUCCGACGUCAUUUUCAUCCUCCUCACUCUUUAAUUCUAGCGCAUCUGCAGCAUCCCACCCGCCCCCAAUUGUGUUGUCAGAGUUCCUCAACUUUGAGCUCCCACAACAGCAACUUUCUGCAUCUGUCUCUUCUUCAAACAACUCACUUACAUCAGCACCAACACCUGCAGCCGCAAAACUUUCAUUUGAGUACAGACACAACAACAGAAAAAUCAACUUGGCAUUGACCAAGGAGCCUGAACUGUACCGUAAUUGCAGACAACCAUACAAGAGUGCCCUCAACAGACUUGCACUCUGGUCUGGCAAAGCGCAAGAAAUGGUUCUCGACAGGUCCUUACCAAUGGAUGAGUUCAUCAUCUGAAUUCACUUACCGCUUCGUUCUAUUCUUUUUUCCUCUUUUACAUUAGAGUUCUUUGACAUUCCAACUGUCAUAGUCCUUUUGGCUGUGCGAUCUUAGGCCUACCGUGAUACUCUCCUUAAUUACUCCUGUCCUAUAACUCUUUCCAUACAUAUGUCUAUCUGUAUAGUCGUAUAUAUCUCGAUAUCAUUACUAUAUAUCUUAGUUAUUUCUUCUCAACUCAUCUUUCAC
Messenger RNA from Pichia membranifaciens NRRL Y-2026, 1970 nucleotides. RefSeq lists its product as hypothetical. The transcript has a single exon. The record is from RefSeq and is a predicted model, not a curated record. Lineage: Eukaryota; Fungi; Ascomycota; Pichiomycetes; Pichiales; Pichiaceae. Bases 159 to 1742 code for a protein of 527 amino acids.